Messenger RNA from Onychostruthus taczanowskii (white-rumped snowfinch), 3799 nucleotides. It is a transcript of the gene CEP128, whose product is annotated as centrosomal protein 128. NCBI's taxonomy places the organism in Eukaryota, Metazoa, Chordata, Aves, Passeriformes, Passeridae. The record is from RefSeq and is a predicted model, not a curated record. Bases 36 to 3470 code for a protein of 1144 amino acids. The transcript is spliced from 25 exons.
CAUGGCGGCCCCGCGGCUUGUGGACUCCGUGUCCCAUGGAGCGCUGCGGGGGGCCCGGCGCCCGGCCCGCGGCCCCGGCAGCUGGCGGCAGGGCGGCUAGUUCAAGUUGCCAUAGCGGCGAGGUUGCUCCUGAGAACAAAGAGGAAUGCUUAACCAUAAAUAGCUUCAAGAUACUGAUGGCAGAUUCAUCCAGCGAUUCAGACAACUUAUUUACGGGUCGGAUUGGAAGGCGGCCCUUGAGAGCAUCCCACAGCAGAGCUCAGAACUAUGGUGCUGAAGAAGUUACAGAGAAGAUCCAUACUUUAGCAAGCACUUUGCAGGAUACCAACAGAAAUCUAAGACACGUUGACCAUUUGCUAGGACAAUACAGAGAAUACAACAAGGAACAAACCAAAGCAAUAACAACUUUAAAAGAAACACUGGAGCAAUCUAUAAGUCAAUUGAGGAGCCAGCGACUAACACGAAACUCUGGAAUGAGAAGUGCGUCUCUCUCAAGCUUAUAUCCCAGUGACCUGGAUGGAGAAGGAACAUCAGGCAACCGCCACUUCCUUCCCACUUCUCCUCUCAGGGAUUAUGGAGACUCCCAGGGCAAUAAACACCGAAGGUCUAGAUCUGCAAGUGUUCGGUUUGUCAGUGAGGCAGAAAAUGUGGAGCAGCUGCAUUCUUUCCACCAGUCUCUUCGAGAUCUCAGCAGUGAACAAGUGCGCCUGGGAGAUGACAUCAGUCGCGAGCUUUCAAGAAGAAAUCGGACUGAUGCUGAAUUAAGAAAGACUCUAGAAGAAUUGUCUGAAAAGCUCACUGAGUCCCAAAGACAAGAAACGGUAUCAGAACGGGUAGAGAGAAGACUUCAGGAGAUAGAAGAAGAAAUGCGUGCUGAAAGACAGCUCGUAGAAAGGCGCCAGGACCAGCUGGGCCACAUGUCUCUUCAAUUACAGGAGGUUUUAAGGAAGCAAGAUGUUAAAGCAGAUGAAACAGAACUCAUGAGAAACAAACUUGUGAAAUAUGAAAGCGAAAAGCACCAGCUUGAGCAGGAAUUGGAGCAGUCCCGGAAAAAGUUGAGUGAAUCUGAAGGCAGUAGAGAAGCUCUUUUGCAUCAGAUUGAGGAUCUUCGUUCUCAGCUUUUGAGAGCAGAAGAAGACCGUGUAGAAUUGCAACAUCAAAUCUCAUAUGCUGCUAUGCGUCGCCAGAGCUAUCAGGAUGUACAAGAUGAUGACAGGAGAAUUAGAGCAGUAGCUGAAAGAUAUGAGAGAGAGAAGCAAGAUCUAGAGAAACAUAUUUUGGAACUUAAAGCAAAGCUGAAUCACAAUGCUGUAAUGUCAGAAGUAGAAGAACUGAAGAGAUGUAUAGAGCGUAAGGACAAAGAGAAAGCACAGCUUGUAAUGCACAUACAGGUGUUAACAUCUGACCUGGAAAACAGGGAGAAGCAGCAGGAGAAAAUGCUGGACCAGCUAAAGGAGAUAGAGAAUUGCUACAAGGCUUGUGAGAAUGGACGCAGACAAACUGAACUCCAGUCUGCUGAGUUAGCUCAACAGGUUGAAGAGAGUACCAAGGAAGCAGAACGGUAUCUCACUGAAUUCAAGCACUCAGAGGCACUCAGGCUGGAGAUUGAGAAAAAAAGAGAAGAUUUGAAGGUGAGAGCCCAGGAAACCAUCCGCCAAUGGAAACUGAAGUGUAAGAAGUUGGAUCGUGAGAUAGAAAAGCAAAAUCAAACUAUCAGUGAACUGAUGGACAAGAAUAGUCAGGCCCUUAAAGAAAAAGAUGAUCUUAAAAGUCAGCUUCUCUCAGCUAUAAACCAGAUAGAAAACCUACGGAAAGAGCUGAAUGAUGUGCUUACAAAGAGAGCCCAGCAGGAAGAACUUCUCCACUGUAAAGAGGUAAAACUGAAUGAAAUGGAGUCACACCAGGUAUCUCUUGAAGAAGAGAUCAAAGAAGUUCAAGGUACUGUAAAAAAAUUGGAGAAUGAGUUGAAAAAUCAAGUCUUUCUACAAAAUCAAAUGCAAGCUGAGAAGGAACACUUGAAGACAGAACUUGCAAGUAUUAACUUGUUUCAUAAAAAAGACCAAGAACGACUCCUGGAAAUGCAAGCAGAUGUAAAACAUUUAAGCACUGUACGUGUGGAACUAACAAACAGAAUUGCAGAAGAGGAGAAAGCCAAAAAGGAAUUACUUAAGAGCCUCUCAGACCUCCAGAAACAGCAGGAAUCUAGUCAUGAAGAGAUGAUUUCAGCUAACAGGCAGCUGAAGAUGGAAAGAGAAAUUCACCAACAGGAGUUGGCAGAUCUUAGAUCAGAAUUACAAAAUGUGAAAAUCAAACAUGAACAAAAUGUUCAAGAACUCACGAAACUCCUUAAACAAGAAAAAGAUGAUGCAGAGGCUCAAAUUAGAAUGCUAAAGAUGGAACUUUUAGAAGAGAAAAACAUAGUCAAGGCUCAGUGUCGACAACUGGAAAAAAUAAAAGUUGAGUGUGAUAAAUUGACAGAAGAAUUAACACAGAAUGAGGAAGAAAAUAUAAAACUAAAACGGAAAUGUGAGCUUGUAAAACAAGAACUGGAGGAAAAGGAAAAACAGAUCAGCAAUGAAGAAGAUCAUUUGAAAAAGAUGAGUGAGGCCAGACUGCAAUUUAAAGAUCAACUGCGUCAAUUAGAAAUGGAACAGCAAUCCAUUCUCUCCAUGAUAGGAAGUGAAAUUGAUGCUGCUUGUGAAAUCUUUUCUCGGGACUCCAUGGAGAAAUUAAAAGCAAUGUCCCUUACACCAACAGUACUGAACGAUCCUCAUCGCUGGUUAGCAGAAACAAAGACUAAGCUUCAGUGGCUGUGUGAGGAGGUAAAGGAAAGAGAAAGUAAGGAAAAAAAGCUGCGAUGCUACUUGCUGCAAAGCCGAGAACAGCUCAAGCACUUGACACAGAUAAAGGAGACUGAACAUCAGUCUCUCUUUAAACAGAUAAAAAGCCAGGAAAAGCUUUUGGAUGAAGUUCACAGAGAAAAAAGAGAGCUACUAGAGAAGACACACAGAAGAGAAGAAGAAAUGGGAGCUCUCCAGGAACGUAUUAUGGCCUUAGAAAUGAGUACCCGAGUAGCUUUAACCCACCUGGAGUCUGUGCCUGAGAAACUGAGCCUGUUAGAAGAUUGCAGAGAUACUGGAGAGUCACAUUGCCGAAAGGAGAUGAUUGAGGAGAGGUAUAUGAGAUAUAAAGACAUAGUGACUUCUUUGCAGCAGCAGCUGGAAGAUUCAAAGCAAAGAGUCAGGCAAGUCAAGGAUGUGAAAAUGGAUGCUGCAAUUUCUGAUGUAGAAGUGGCUGCUCACUCUUCUAGCUGGCGAACUCAAAACAGCUUUUUGUGCAGCUCACCGCUUUCAAGUUCAGGUUCACUUAGGAAAGGAAUGGUUCCUUUGGAUACAAGUGGCACCAAGGAAGAUUCUACUAAUGUUGCUGUUAGUGAAAUGAAGCUGCAAGCAGACGGAGGAAAACAGUAGAAUAUUGUAUGAAACCACACCAGUUUUCUUUGUGGUAAAUUCCAUUCCACUUUUUUUUUGGUUUUGAACAGUAGUAGUUCCAUCUGCUGCAGGAGUGGUGCACCCUUAAUGAUUCAACAAUUGCCAAACACUCAAAUGAAAGAGCAUCAAGAGUGAUUUUGAUGAACUCUUUUGAUAAUUUAGGUGACUUGCACACCAAAGGCUUUCUGAGAUUUUGCUAUUCUCUUGUAAUUUGUUUUACAGUCCUCUUAGAUUAAAUUUAUUGUAUUCCUGAAGUACUGUGAAUACCUGUGACAUUAAUCUUUGCUAUGAGCUUAUUUACCCCUAUA